This is a messenger RNA of Aspergillus puulaauensis, 813 nucleotides long. Its product is annotated as SDR family NAD(P)-dependent oxidoreductase. The coding region runs from base 1 to 813 and encodes 270 amino acids. Lineage: Eukaryota; Fungi; Ascomycota; Eurotiomycetes; Eurotiales; Aspergillaceae. The transcript is spliced from 2 exons. Gene Ontology annotation, molecular function: oxidoreductase activity, acting on the CH-OH group of donors, NAD or NADP as acceptor. The record is from RefSeq and is a predicted model, not a curated record.
AUGGCCCUUCCAGCUUGGAAUAUCCUUCGUGGUAAAACCGCCGCUAUCACGGGUGGUACAACGGGAAUCGGCCGCGCAAUCGCCCUCGAAUACAUCAGGCAGGGAUGCAAUGUUGCGAUAAACCAUUUGGGUCUGCCUAAAGAUGAACAUCUUCGUCACAGCCUUUUGGAAGAGGUGGAAUCAAUACAUAAGAAGGGAACACACUCUGCUGGGCAAGUCCUAGAGAUUGCAGGCGACGUGACAAACCCCGAGACUUCGGCGACAUUAAUAAACGAGGCUGUCAAGCGCUGGGGAAAGCUGGAUGCUUUUGUUGCCAAUGCAGGCGUUUUCAGACAGGCUGAACUUCUCGAAAUCGAGCCCUCCCUUCUAAACCAGAGCAUAGACGUCAAUGUCAAAGGCACUUUCUACUCGUGCCAGGCUGCAGCACGCCAAAUGGUCAAUCAGGGCCAGGGAGGUUCUAUAAUCAGCAUCUCGUCCGUGAGCGCCCUUGUCGGUGGUGGGCUCCAGACGCACUAUACUCCAACAAAGGCAGCAGUGCUAUCGCUCAUGCAAUCAAUGGCCAUAUCUUUAGGAAAACACAAGAUCCGUUGUAAUGCGCUGCUCCCAGGGACCAUCAAUACGCAGUUAGCGGAUCAUGAUAUGAAAAACCCAGCGAAGAAGGCCUAUCUGGAGGCGCGGAUUCCUCUAGGGAGGGUCGGUGAUGCAGAGGAUAUGGCCGGGCCAGCGGUGUUUCUGGCGUCUGAAGAGAUGAGUCGCUAUGUUAAUGGGUCGGGAUUAUUGGCAGAUGGGGGGAUGUUUAGUAACUUGCAGUAA